CAUGCAGCAAACAGCAUACAGUAAAACAACAGCCGGAAUAAGACCUUGUUUGAGAACAAGCAAGUUGAUCGUACUGUAGCAUCACCCACUACUGUAUCGGUGGAAGAGGCAGAUUAUUUAUUUGAGAAUAGGAUGGGGAUCAAUGGCAGUGAAGAAGAAGAGACGGCCGUAGGGUCCAUGAUGGCCCCGUCCAGCAACAGUCACACCACAGAACCCAAUGGAGUCGAUUUCAAGCGAGAACAAGGGGAAGAACUAAAGGUCGUGGGAACGACGAAAGAGGUAGAGUCCUCCACAAGAACCAUCACUGCCACUACCAUCAGCAUGAACAGCAACAGCAACAGCAGCAGUGCCCACAGUGGCGCAAGCAAAAGAGCCACUGCCACUACUAGUCGUCAUGAUGAUGCGGAUGAAGAAAUCAAACGACGAGCUCGUCGUGGACGAUCACCUAGACAAGUUGCGACGGCCACUCUCACUGCUGUGGAUAGUACCAGUACUCGCAAAGAAUCUCCCAAACGAAUCGUAUCGGCAGUCAAGCCGCCAUCAGAGCCAGCUCCAAUUGUCCGAACCCGAAAACAGAAACCGCAUGCCCAUUCCCAUCCAUCCGACAAGACUCCCAAGAAGCGUGAAGCAAGCAAAGAGCAGUUCAGAGGUCGAUCGCCCCCUCGACCAGCUUCCGCGAGAACCCUCACACAGGAGGACGGUCACUCGUCAUUCAACGGUCACUCGUCAUUCCACCUGGAACCAUCUCCCAUCGUUCGAACUCGCGAAAAGAGCCCGUUCCGUCAUACCGUACCAGAGCCUACUAGUAAUGCAUCCGAACGACAAAACGACGAAAAUGUUCGCUCCAAGGUCAUGUCCCAAAGUUUGUCACCUGCCCGAGAAGACAGCUUGAGAUUGUUCAACGAAUUUGUCCUACAAGAACCCGACAGUGCCGCGCUGUCAUGCUCGUUUUCCGUCUUUUCUGCGUCCUCUACUUCGGGCAUGGAUUUUGCGUCUUUGGCAUCAGCAGACAAACGCAACAACAGCUCCACUGCCGUAUCCGCAUCCACAGUUCCGGAACCACCACCACUAACCACAAACAGCUCCCAAACGUUUCGGUCCAAACAACACACGAGUGCUUCUCGUGCAUCUUCUCAUGCUCGAAUACUUCGCACCGCCCGAAAAUCUAAAGGAUUGAGUAACAACAGUAACAACGGCAAUGAUCCGCAACCCACAAUGUACGUACGAAGCCUUUCUCCGGUACGGAAAAGUCCACUCCGUCAUACCGUGCCAGAGCCUACUACCGGUACUUGUACUUCGGCAAGUAAUGAUAAUUCAUCCGAACAACAACAAAAUGAUAACAAUCUUCGCUCCAGUCAAAGCUUGUCGCCCAAACGAGAAGACAGCUUGAGACGGUUCAACGAAUUUGUUCUACAAGAACCGGACAGUCCUGCGCUUUCAUCCUCGUUUUCCGCAUUUUCAGCCUCCUGUACUUCGAUGGAUUUUGCGUCCUUGGCAUCACCGCCGUCACCAGACAAACAACGCAACAACAGCUCCAAAGCUACCAUUCCGGAACCACCACCACUAACAACCGCAAGCAACUCCCAAACGUUUCGGGCCAAAUCGUCGUCAAUGGAGGGGCCACGACGAAUGAAACACAAAAGUGCUUCUCCGUCAUCUUCUCAUGCUCGAAUACGCCGCACCGCCCGAAAAUCAAAGGGAUUGAGUAACAACAGUAACGGCAAUGGCAAUGAGCAAUCCGCCAUGUACGUACGAAGCCUCUCCCCGGUACGUAGAAGACGAUUCCAGGGAUACGCACCCAACAAUGAUUCCAAAUCGACCAUUCAGAGUCAGUCCGGGGUGUUUUCCAUCGAUGGUAGUUCCCAUUCCACAGGCAUGGAUUCCGCUGCAUUUUCCGUCAACAGUUCCGCUGCGUUCUCCGUCAAUAGUUCCGCCACCGCAUCCAGUGGGUCGCGACGAGGAUUGCGAAAUCGAUCCGUAUCGCCGACUGCCGCGGCACCACGAAUGCCUUCUACGCGGCGUAUGAAAACCACGGGAGGUCUGCGAAACGGCAACCAAUCGUCCUAUCACGAAAAAUUAAAGGCAUUUGGGGUUUCGUCGUCAGUCACCCCGGGUGCCAUGCGAGGAGGAGGCAAUAACAACAACAACAACAACAACAUGGACAAUAAUAAUAAUUCCAGAACCAGGUCUCCAACACGAGGGCUAUCGCCCACCGGAUUGCGCAACUCGCAUGCGACAAUCGAAAGCAAACGGAGACUGUUUGGCGGUGCGAGCGCAAGAAUGGAUGUGUCAACCUUAUCCAUGGGGUUGGAUUCGUUGGACGGUAAUAAUAAUGAUGAUGAUGAUGUCGAUUUAGAAAAGGGGAAGAAUGCUCUGUCCAUGGCACCAGAGGGGAAAAUGAGACCAGUGGGGCCGAGAAAUUUAAAGCAACAACCCGCAACGAAUUAUGAUCCGGCGCUUCAAAAGAGUCGAAAGGGACUCCGGCAGCCAAGGGGUGCACAAUAUCAGCUGCCGCCACAACUGGAAUCGGCACCAGGUGCCCAUCGCUAUUCACCAGUUCCAUUUGGUAAAGAAGAUAAUUUCGAAGACGAAUCUGGAUUGGCGGCAAUGGAAUCGGCCCGUAGCUUGUCGUCCGCAAAGGAACCAAGCAUUCGCAAGGUGCAGACAAUCGAUUUGCCUGCUGGCAACAAAGAUGGCAGCUAUCGCAAGCUUCAAACAGUACAAGCAAGGGAUUCUGUGCGCGACGCAGGAUUGGUAGAAGCGAGAUUGGUGGAGGAUUCAGAAUCCGAACACUUGCCGGUGGCAUUUGACGCGGAUGAAUAUGUCCCACCAUCGGAAGAAGUAGUGGCAGCAAGGAAGAUGAACAGAAUGGUCUUGUUGGCCAAUGGCUUGGGGUGCUUCUGUCUGAUCUUGACCAUAGUGUCCUUUGUGGCAAUGCACAUUGCUGGAGUCUUUCGUAGCCCAAUCGAAGUGACACUGUCACCAUCGUGGGCUCCAUCAACAAUGCCAUCGCCUGCUCCUACACCAUAUUUGAUUCCUCUACCAGAAGAAACAGGACAAACCAUUCUUGCCAAUCCACAAUCACCACAAGCCAAAGCAUAUCAAUGGCUCAAGGAUGAUACCCAGCUGGAAAUAUACAGUCCCUAUCGACAACUGCAGAGGUUUGUUUUGGUGACUUUCUACUAUGCUACAAAUGGCCAGGGCUGGGAUAUCAAUGAAAACUGGUUGUCUCAUGAUCUUCAUGAGUGCCUGUGGAAAACGAAGGGGGUGGGUCUGCAAGGUGAUGGGAUAAACCAACUGUGUGACCCUGACGGAAACUUCCUCUACCUCUAUUUGACAAAGAAUGGGCUCUCAGGGAGACUUCCCCCAGAGUUAGGCCUCUUGACCAAGCUUGAAGUUUUGAAUGUUGCCACAAACAGCAUCAGAGGGACCAUUCCAAGUCAAAUUGGACUCAUGACUUCUCUUAAAGAGCUUCUCAUGGAUUACAAUGAACUCACUGGGGAAGUGCCAACUGAGAUUGGAGAGUUGACUCGUUUGGAGUAUUUCUAUGUACACACCAACCCAGUGACAGGCACCAUCAUGACAGAAGUUGGUCUCUUGACCAACAUGAUUGAUUUUGAAUGGACAGACACAGUGACAAGAGGGACCAUUCCGACGGAGCUUGGUCUGAUGACCCAAACAACUGUCUUAUUCAUGUGGGCCAAUCUUCUGGAAGGCACGAUCCCAAGUGAAAUAGGAUCUAUGACCAAUAUGACUUAUGGCUUUGGGUUAUAUGGCCAAUCUUUGAUAGGAACCAUCCCAACUGAGAUUGGCAGGAUGACUGACUUAGAAUCCCUGUACCUUGACGCAAAUUUUCUCUCUGGCCAGAUUCCAAGCGAACUUGGCCGUUUUCACAAAGCAACAGAAAUGUAUCUAAAGGCCAAUGAUCUCCGGGGAGCCAUCCCAUCAACGUUCGGACUUUUGACAAGCCUGGUGGUGCUCGAUCUCUCCUCCACCAGCAUAUCUGGAAGCAUCCCUUCCGAACUUGGUGCAUUGACUACAGUGUCUUGGAUAAAUCUGGAUGCAACAAAUCUGGCUGGUGAUGUGCCAGCAGAACUGGGGAACUUGGGGAUGAAUGGUGAAUGUGAAAAGCUCAAACUGAAUGACACACUUGUUACGGGGGAGAUACCAAGUGGUCUUUGUGAUAUCUCUGAUUUGUCCUUUGAUUGCUCGGAUGACCUGUGUGGUUGUGAUUGUGUGUGUCACUUUGGGGCACAAGGCAGCGUGGAUGCAUCAGCCAGACACAGUGAAUCGGAAGAGGAUGAAACAGUUAAUGCACCCUAG
This is a messenger RNA of Seminavis robusta, 4323 nucleotides long. Lineage: Eukaryota; Bacillariophyta; Bacillariophyceae; Naviculales; Naviculaceae. The record is from the annotation of a GenBank genome assembly.